ACAUAAAGAACAGACCUUAAUUAUAUAUAAAUAGUUAGCGUGGUCGCUCUGUCUUUUCUUUGAUGAUAAAGAUGCAGAAAAGUGCGCCAAAUAUUUUAAUAACAGGUACACCUGGUGUGGGCAAAAGUCUAAUGGCUCGUAUGUUAUCAGACAUAAGUGGAUUAACAUGGAUAGACAUCAAUAAAUUAGCUAUAGAAAAUGGAUGCUUGAAGGAAUACGACGAGAUGUAUCAAUGUAGAGUGUUAGAUGAAGACGAAUUGCUAGAUGGAAUGGAGAAUUUUAUGAGCGAAGGAGGAAAUAUCGUAGAUUAUCAUGGUGCUGAAUUGUUCCCUGAAAGAUGGUUUGAUAUUGUAUUUGUACUCAGAACAGACAAUACCAUCUUAUAUGACCGCCUUAAAGAAAGGGGUUACAGUGGCAAGAAAUUGGAAGAUAAUAUAGAUUGUGAAAUUUUUCAAACCAUUCUCGAGGAGGCAAAGGCAUCUUAUAGGGAAGAAAUAGUACAUGAAUUAGUAAACAAUAACAAGGAUCAGUUAGUAGAAAAUAUACAUAGAGUAUGUCAGUGGUUACAACAAUGGAAAAUAGAUAAUGCACAAACAUGAAGAGUUGAAUAUUUAUGUGUUAACAUUUAUCAUGUACCUCUAUUGUUUUGUACUUUCCUGCUAUCAUUAAUUAGUAAAGUUCAAUAUGUAUAUACAUAUUAUUAUAUGGGAAAUGGAUGUGUUGACUUGGUAUUUACUCAUUUCUCAUAGUUAACA
Molecule: messenger RNA, 755 nt
Organism: Harpegnathos saltator (Jerdon's jumping ant)
Lineage: Eukaryota; Metazoa; Arthropoda; Insecta; Hymenoptera; Formicidae
Gene: Ak6
Product: adenylate kinase isoenzyme 6
Exons: 3
Coding region: 63-599 (178 amino acids)
Cellular component (GO): nucleus; cytoplasm
Molecular function (GO): ATP hydrolysis activity; AMP kinase activity; ATP binding
Source: RefSeq, a predicted model, not a curated record